AUGGCCUUAUCAGGAGGACUGAACUUCACAGCAAUGGAGCCUCUGAUUAGCUGGGACUCGGAGAAAAGAAAAUUUCUCUGUUGUUUGUAUCGAUUCUGGGAUCGGGAUAUCAACGCUUACAAGGCAGUAUUCGACGCCGUCUAUCGAGGCGAUUUGAGAAACGCAGGCUUUAGAGAUGGUGCUCCCAAAGAAAGACUUCGCGGCCAAUGGCACCACUUGAAGUCAAAAGUGCUCCCGGACUGGGUUGACGUCCAUCUGUCUCCCUUCGAUAAAGAUGGACGGUGGGCGCCCUUCAUUGCGACCAUCCGCAGGACUUUGAGAUCCUUAGAUAUACGCCUCAGGGAGAAUACGGGAGUGGAUGAAGUCGUUGACGAGUAUAUCACCCACGAGAUCGAGGAGAAACCGGCCGAUGUCUCUGUGCAUGAGGACAGGACCCUUUGCAAAUACGGGGACAAAGAGUGUUUCUGGUGUGUACAGGAGCGCAUCAUGGAGGUAACUCUGAUUUGCAAGACACAUGAUUCAGGAGAAGUCCGACGAAGAGGCGUUCAGAUCACAAAUAGACGAGGAAAUACAAGACUGAGAGAAGACGGCAUACCGCCAGUACUGUAUCGGUGGUCGAAUGUCGACUCGCAGGGCAUCAACACGAAGAAUCUCUUGGUUGCGGGUCUCUUCGAUGAUUGGGACAGGUACUUCUCACCGAACACAAUACGACCAGAGAAGUUCGUGGAGUAUUUCCGGAAGCAUGUUCAUAGAGAGGAGGUUCCAUCCCCAUUCAUCUCGACGUUCAUGUCCAUGCUCUCACCCGUGCACCGUGCCAUACGGAACAAAGAAGGUGCUCUCAUUUCCGUGAUUGAUACCAAGGGGCUUGACUUUGUGUACUCAGCCAGGGAUUUGUUCAGGACACACAAAGUCCGGGUAGGAAAGAGCUUUUACAACGGCGCCGGGGAGUUUUUGAUUUGGGGGAAAGUCCCCUCCUCUAACAUAAUCUGUUCCUUUAAAGUCAGCACACUGGAACAGAUUGCAGACGAGCACAAAGAUAUUGCUCAACUCCUUCAGCUCGACACCAUUGCGACGUAUAAGUGUAAUCGACAUGCGUUGAAAGCUGCGCUUUCACAGCGAGGGCAUUAUUCCGAUCACACAUCUGGCAACAUCAUUGGAAAGCUCCUGUCUCUACUUCAAGUUCGAUAUGAGUAUAGUGAUGAAAUCGGACGAGGCAUGUUCUAUUCCUGGCGUCUUCGGUAUCUCUGGCGUCUUCGGAAAUCCGACAAUCCCGGGGAAGCAUUUUACGAGGGUAUACGUACAGGAUAU
This is a messenger RNA of Aspergillus fijiensis CBS 313.89, 1308 nucleotides long. RefSeq lists its product as uncharacterized. The annotation marks the transcript as partial. The record is from RefSeq and is a predicted model, not a curated record. The transcript has 2 exons. Lineage: Eukaryota; Fungi; Ascomycota; Eurotiomycetes; Eurotiales; Aspergillaceae.